AUGACGUACACUUUAUCAAUGCUUCAUAUUUCCCUCCCCCCCCUCCUCCUUCUCCUCCACCACCUCCACGGCGGGGCUGCUUGGAAGGUUCCCCAUCAAGCAUUUGACAACCUCCAGCCACCUCAUGGCCACCAGCUGCCAUUGGCCCUGGAUCACGAUGAGGAUGUCGAUAUUUACGGUGCGACAUCAUAUGCUGGUCUAAGAACGUUUGCGAACCUGCCGUUCGUGGACUGCUUCUCGGAUGAGAAUACAAAGGGACACAAGUAUGACAUUGCGGUCUUCGGUGCCCCUCACGACACAACAACCACUGGUCGUCCCGGGGCUCGGUUUGGCCCGCCGGCCAUUCGGAGCGGUAGUCAGAGAAAAUCGCCCGGGCAAUGGAGUGUGUACACGGGAAGAAACCCUCUGCAAGACUGGGCUACCGUGGUAGACUGCGGCGACGCCCGCCUGACCUGGCUGGAUAACACGGCUUCAUUGAAGCGUCUCGAUAAAGUCCACACUGUCCUUUCGGGUAGACCGGCAGCGAACUCAUCGGUGUCGUCCACGCCGAGGAUUCUCACGCUCGGGGGAGACCAUACAACGACGCUGUCUGCUUUGCGGUCGACCUACCAGAGAUGGGGUCCUGUCUCAGUCAUCCACUUUGAUAGUCACAUCGACACUUGGGAUCCUUUAGUUUUAGGUGGAGGUAUUUCCGAUUAUGCAGGUCUUAACCAUGGAACGUUCCUCCAUAUUGCUCAUGAAGAGAACCUGAUAUUGAAUACCUCGAUCCAUGCGGGUAUCAGAGCUCCAUUGCUCCGACGGAAGGGUGACCUGCGGAAUGACCUCCGAUGCGGUUUCGAAAUUGUCACCGCACGCGACUUGGACAAGCUCGGCACCAAAGGUGUGAUCUCCAAGCUCAAAGAGCGAGUCGGUGACUCUCUAGUCUACAUCAGUGUCGACAUUGACGUGCUUGACCCGGCUUUCGCGCCUGCAACUGGCACUGCCGAGCCGGGUGGCUGGUCUACGAGGGAGCUUCUUGCCAUUCUUGAUGGCCUUGAAGGCCUCUCCGUUGUGGGUGCCGACGUAGUUGAAGUUGCGCCGGCCUACGAUAAUAACGGAGAGACUACUGUUCUCGCCGCAGCCGAGGUUGCAUAUUCGUUGAUAGAUCUCAUGGUUCUAAAGCCUGUCUAG
Molecule: messenger RNA, 1170 nt
Organism: Colletotrichum orchidophilum
Lineage: Eukaryota; Fungi; Ascomycota; Sordariomycetes; Glomerellales; Glomerellaceae
Product: proclavaminate amidinohydrolase
Exons: 9
Coding region: 1-1170 (389 amino acids)
Molecular function (GO): metal ion binding; agmatinase activity
Source: RefSeq, a predicted model, not a curated record